AUGAUGGUCCGCUGCAGCUGGCUGGGCCGCACGCGGCCCUGCGGGAAGCUGUUCAAGCUGCGAAAGACGUGCGACGGCUACUGCUGCAUCUUCAACUACCGGCGCACGAGGGAUCACCUCGGGAAGGGAUCAUCGCGGAUACGAAAGGUACUACGUGUGAACGCCACGGGGCCUUACAUGGGUCUCACGGUGCUGGUCGACACCAUGACGCAUGAUUACGUAUACCCUCUCAUCGCCACCCGUGGCCUCAAGCUGCUACUGUUCAAGCCUGGCGACUUCGCGGACGCGUCGAGCGGUGGCCUGGUGGAGAAGCUGCUGGGACCGCGCCGUGAAUUCUUCAUCCGGCUGUCCGCACAGACCGUGGCCGCCACGAGCGAGGUGCGCUCCUUCAGCCCUCAGAAGCGCCGCUGCCUCUUCGAGGACGAGCUGCAGGAGCGCCUGGGCAUGGACUACUCGCAGAGCGACUGCCUCGUCAGCUGCCGCAUCAGGUCCAUCAUCACGCUGUGCCGCUGUCGGCCGUUCUACCUGCCGUACACAGAGAAGUGGGCAACGCCGCGGCCGCCAGAUGGCAUCCCGGGGCUGGAGCUGGAGCGCGAGGAGUCCAUCGAGUGCCCUGAGUGCCUGCCCUCGUGCAGCGACGUCCUCUACACCAUCAGGGCCAACUCCGCGCCCUUCGCCCCACCCAACGGGCUCGACACUUCACACCCACUCCUCGACGGCGUGGAACUUGGCAACCACAGCAUCGUCAACUUGUAUUUCGAACGCGCCGACUCCGUCCUUCUGCGUCAAGAUGUCCUCUACUACUGGUACGACCUACUGAGUAACUUCGGCGGCGUGUGCGGGCUGUUCGUGGGGGCGAGCCUGGUGAGCAGCGUGGAGCUGCUGUACUUCGCGACUGUCCGCCUGGGCCAGGCGCUGAUGGGCGGCCAGAGGGACGGCGCAGCUGAAGCGGCGCUGCAUCAGCCGCGGCCGCGUAGCGUCUUACCAGCCGACACCGCGAGAUGGCAGCAGGCGCGCCGGAGCGGCCGUGGACGCCUCUACUGGCGCGAGUUCAAACCGUCCUGACGCGUCGCUUAAUUGUUACAAUGCUUCCAAAACGCGCUUAAAAUCCCACCUACACAACACUGUUCUAGCUUCUCGCAGAAAUUACAGGUGCACCAUAAGUUUGUUAUUGCUGUCCUCAGUCCGAAGACUAGUUUGAUGCAACUCCCCACGCCCGUCUAUCUUGCACAGACCUCUUCAUUUCUGCGUAACUACCACAACUCACUUUCAUUUGAACUUGCUUAUUGUAAUCAAGUUUUGGUCUCCCUCCACGGUUUCUACACUCCUUCGUUUCU
Messenger RNA from Schistocerca gregaria, 1337 nucleotides. RefSeq names its product sodium channel protein Nach-like. Bases 1 to 1065 code for a protein of 354 amino acids. The record is from RefSeq and is a predicted model, not a curated record. Gene Ontology annotation, cellular component: membrane. Gene Ontology annotation, biological process: sodium ion transmembrane transport. NCBI's taxonomy places the organism in Eukaryota, Metazoa, Arthropoda, Insecta, Orthoptera, Acrididae. The transcript has 6 exons. Gene Ontology annotation, molecular function: ligand-gated sodium channel activity.